Larimichthys crocea (large yellow croaker) is the source of this 2116-nucleotide messenger RNA. It is a transcript of the gene acot20, whose product is annotated as acyl-CoA thioesterase 20. Lineage: Eukaryota; Metazoa; Chordata; Actinopteri; Sciaenidae. The record is from RefSeq and is a predicted model, not a curated record. The transcript has 4 exons. Gene Ontology annotation, molecular function: fatty acyl-CoA hydrolase activity. Gene Ontology annotation, biological process: acyl-CoA metabolic process; fatty acid metabolic process. Bases 191 to 1438 code for a protein of 415 amino acids.
ACUAGACAAACACAUCUCGACGAGGAAACAACACCGGACGCUUCCAUGACGUUUAUUUUCCAGUGUAAACAUCAGUGGUAGUUGCACAGAUGCAGGGACAACAUAGCUCUACUGGAAUAAAGGCUGUAGUGAAGGAAAAGGAUGUUCAGGACAUUUAAGUGAGUCACUGUUCCCAUCUCGAAGAGCUGGAAUGGCUUACUCACAGAUCCGCCUGAAAAUACUCCCCAGUGUUCGAUGUCUCUUCGAUAAACUGGUGCAGGUAAAAGUAGAGGGGCUUGCUCCUCACAAACCAAUUGAACUGAGGUCCAAACUGGUUGAUGACAGAGGGGUGAUUUUCAAGGCUUCUGCCCUGUACAAAGCAGAUGAAACUGGGCAGGUGGAUGUCUGCCGUGCACCCUCUUUGGGAGGAAGUUUCACCGGAGUGGAACCCAUGGGUUUGUUUUGGGCUAUGGCACCAGAGACUCCACACAGUAAAUUCCUGAAGAAGAAUGUUCUCAGCCCAACACUGGUGGAGAUAAAAGCACUGAGUGGAGAGAGUGGUGAGCUCCUAGCCUCUGAAACCAACGAGAGAACAUACCUGACAGAGGGGAUGAAGAGAAUACCUGUGCAAGAGGGAAGGAUACGAGGAGUCCUCUUCGUACCACCAGGAAAGGGUCCAUUCCCAGGAAUAGUGGAUCUCUACACUUUGGGUGGAGGUCUUACCGAGCCCAGAGCCAGCCUUCUGGCAAAUAAAGGUUAUGUUGUUCUGGCACUGGCCUAUUAUGGCUACCAGGGUUUACCAAAAAACCCUAAAACGUUGGAUUUGGAGUACUUUGAAGAGGCUGUAAACUAUCUGAGGAGACAGCCAGAGGUAAAAGGUCCUGGGAUUGGCAUCAUAUCAAUCUCUCACAGUGGUGGUUUGGCUUUGUCGAUGUCAUCUUUCCUCUCUGGGAUCUCUGCGACCGUCUGUAUUAAUGGCUGCAUUGCAAAUACUGUGAUUCCCUUACACUACAAAGAUAUUGUUAUACCUCCACUUUCCCCUGUGCUAGAAAAUAUCAAAAUCACAGACUCUGGGCUUGUAGAUAUACGCAAUGCCUUACCAGACCCUACAUUAGAAAAAAACAGGGCGUCAUUGUUCCCACUAGAACGUGCCAGUUGCCAGUUCCUGUUUGCUGUUUCUGAAGAUGACCACAACUGGAACAGUUCUCUUUUUGCCGAGCGAGCUGCUGAAAUCCUGAGAAGUCAUGGCAAAGAGUCUUUUCAGGUGUUAACGUACCCCAAAGCUGGACACUUCUUGGAAGUCCCUCACAUGCCUUUUUGUCCGUCUGCGUUUCAUGCAGCAGUGGGGCAUGACGUGGUGUUUGGUGGGGAGCCAAAGGCCCACUCUGAGGCUCAGCUGGACUUGUGGGAAAGAGUCCAGGCAUUUUUCAAGAGCCACUUGGACAGCAAGAGCACUUGAUAACAAGCAAGGCUGAAUGAAGUGCAUUAAGAAUGCCAGAACGGCCAUCCAUAGCUAUGCGUAGCCUUGUGUUUAGUUUCGAUAAUGCAUGAAAUUGUUAUUAAAUUAUAUAGUAUUAGCAUUUUCCCUGUUGAAGCUUUGAUUUAAUCACAUUUCUAGACCUCUUACAAACUCAGCAUGCCAUAAUUGUAACUGGAAUUUUCCCUAAAAAGGAGGUAUGAAUCCAGAUUUCAUUAUUUUUCACAGUAGAUAUUUUGACUUUUUGUCAGUGAGCGAACAUGCUGCACAAUACCAGGACCCCUGCUGUGAAAACCGACCUGUUUAUCGCAGAUUCCAAAAUACAACGUCUCAGCCUGAGUAACACAAUGUGUCGUUUGAAUCAAUCACUAAUCAUCUGUGAUGAAUUAAGCUUAGUAUAACACUCCUGGUUUGUGUGUCAAAUGCAGUAUUUUCACCCCGAAUUUCCCGUAUUGGUGAUUAAAGUAAAAAUAUUCUUUAGUGGUAUGAUAAUAUUAUCAUAUUGUGUUACCAUUUUACAGUUUUAUUAACAAAAUUAGUUAUUAGCUCAUACUCAGGAUAACACGCCAUGGCAUUGAAUAUUAAUAUGAUUGUUUUCUGUGUGAUUCUACAUAGGAUCAUGAUUUAAAGUGAUAACAGAAAAAUAUUAAUAAAAGUAGA